Messenger RNA from Leptomonas pyrrhocoris, 1540 nucleotides. RefSeq names its product putative mitochondrial choline/ethanolamine phosphotransferase (CEPT). The transcript has a single exon. Gene Ontology annotation, cellular component: membrane. Lineage: Eukaryota; Euglenozoa; Kinetoplastea; Trypanosomatida; Trypanosomatidae. Gene Ontology annotation, biological process: phospholipid biosynthetic process. The coding region runs from base 287 to 1540 and encodes 417 amino acids. Gene Ontology annotation, molecular function: phosphotransferase activity, for other substituted phosphate groups. The record is from RefSeq and is a predicted model, not a curated record.
GGAAACGAAUUUUCCUUCUGUGAUAAGUUUUUUUUCCUCUGUGUAAGUGUGUGUGUCGCAGCCUGUCACAGCACCUCUGUUGUUCAUUCACACCCUGGAAAAGGAGAUCACUGCGCGCUCUAAAUCCAGCUUUCACGGAUUGCAUGUGUGUGCGUGUGUGUUUGUAUGCGCCUGUGUCUGUGGUGGCAUGCGAGAGCCCGUUGAUUCGCCUUUUUUGAUUCGACAUCACAUCUCUUUUUGAUGUUGUAUUUCCCCAGGUGUUCGUAAUUUUCAAAGAUCAACAGAAAUGGCAUCUGCACCGGUAGCGAGCAAGCACAGCUUGAAACCGGCGGAAAAUGAAUACAUCGCGCCAUCUUACUUGCCGAACUUGAAGAAGUACAAGUACUCAGGCGCCGACUUCUCCAUCGUGAGCCGUUACAUCUUGCAGCCGUACUGGAACUUCAUCGUGAGUCUCGUGCCCAUGACGGUGGCCCCAAACCAGAUCACUUUUACGGGUUUCCUCGUCGGCAUGUCCUCCACAUUGGUGCUCCUGUACUACUACUUCUUUGAAAACGGCGACUUCCCGAGCUGGGCGCUCUACUACGCCGCCUUUUCGCUUUUUGCCUAUCAGACUCUGGAUGCGAUUGAUGGCAAGCAGGCUCGUCGCACCGGCGCCGGCAGCCCUCUCGGCGAGCUCUUCGAUCACGGCUGCGACGCCUUUCUCACCCCUUUUGUGAUGGUGAACGUGACGCUGGCCAUGUACGUUGACGGCCCCGCUCGUUUCUGGCCGCUGGCGCUCACCUGCCUCGGCCUCUUCACCGCUAUAUGGGAGCAAUUUAGCACCGGCACCUUCGACCUCGGCUACGUCAGCGGUCCCACGGAGGGCAUCCUUGUCAACUGCCUCAUUUUUACCCUAAGCGCCAUCUGGAAGGAGUCGCUGUGGUCCAUGUCCGUGGUGGGGCCCUACGACAUCCCGUACCCCGCCGCCCUGUCCUUCCUCUUCCCAAACAGCGACGGCACCGUGCACUUCGAGACGGCGCGCGAGGUGAUAUUUGUCGUGUUUGUGCUCUCGUGCUCCUCGACCGUGCUCGUCAACAUCGCCCACGUCGUGGUGCGACCGUCGGUGCAUUCCUCUAAACUAGUCCCUUUCUUAGCCGCGCUGCCCAUCGCCUUCGUCUCGGGACUCGUGCUGCACAUCUUUGUGCUCUACCCCGCCGUGCCGGCCAGGUUUCCUUUCGCCCUGGAGGUCAGCUACGGCCUCCUGCUCUCUAUCACCGUUACUCGCUUGACCAUAGCCCGCCUCUGUGUGAUGCCGUACAAGUCGGUACACCUGUACUAUGUGUUGUACACGGGCACGCUAAUGAUGGCCUCCGCGGCACACUACCUCGGCGACGCUGUUGUUGCCCGCGCCACCGUGGAGACGACGUUGGGCUGGGCCUUGGUGGGACUGGUGGGGUGCGCGGCGCUGCAGUACACCCACAUGAUCCUCUCCGUAUUUGGCCAGAUUGCGCGUUAUUUGAACAUCUCCAUCAUGACGAUCGGGCCAAAGAAAAACGCUUAA